Frankliniella occidentalis (western flower thrips) is the source of this 2354-nucleotide messenger RNA. RefSeq names its product WD repeat-containing protein 37 (gene Wdr37). The coding region runs from base 247 to 1734 and encodes 495 amino acids. The transcript has 10 exons. Gene Ontology annotation, cellular component: preribosome, large subunit precursor. Lineage: Eukaryota; Metazoa; Arthropoda; Insecta; Thysanoptera; Thripidae. The record is from RefSeq and is a predicted model, not a curated record. Gene Ontology annotation, molecular function: protein binding.
GUUGCAUCAUUCAAUAUUUUCCUUCUGCUUCCAUGACACUUUUGACAGUUCUCCCUAUCUUUUUGGGGCUGAUUUUGAUGACAUUGAAGAUUUUGUACUAAUUCUCGGGUAUAUUUCUGCAAACGAUUGGACUUCCUCGAGGGUCAUCUGAAUGGGUGUUGGCGAUCGAACGGGGAACAACGCUGACGCUCAACCACCUGGGGAGUUUUGCAACCUUAUGAAGCAGCAAUAUCAUAUGCUUGAAAAAUGCCCCAGUUUGAUGUGAUCAGUAGCUCAGGAGGUAAGCAUUCCAAGAGCAAAAGACUAGGCUCUUUUCCUAGAGGUACAGCUGCUUCAGCAGACUCUGAUACAUCUGGAUUUGGUCGCUUAAAGUACGAAUUUGACUCCGAUUCUACCAUGCCUCCCAUACUACGGGCUCGGCUCCGUGAGUUAUUUUCACAGAUAGAGAGAGAAUUUGAAUCAUUGUACACAGAAAAUGCUCAGUUGCAAGAGAAAGUGGAUAAUUUAAAUGAAAGAUUAGAGAGAGAAACGGCAUUGUAUGAAAAACAUGGUAUAGAUUGCCCGGAUUUUGAGCAUGUUACUAAAUCUGCUUCCAAAUACAAGGGUCUUGGCUCGUCUCAAAAACUCAAAACAGCACAUAAACUAAAAGCCCAGACAAGCAAAAUAGUGUCAAGCUUUAAAGGCCCUACCAUUGGGUGUUCGCUUGUGAGUCAGUUUUCUGGUCAUCGUGAUGGUGUGUGGGAUGUUUCUGUCGCACGGCCUGGGCAGGCUUUGAUUGGAACUGCAUCUGCAGACCACAGUGCUUGCAUUUGGAGUGUAGAGAAAGGUCGUUGUUUACUUCAGUACCUAGGACACCAAGGUUCUGUGAAUUCAAUCAAAUUUCAUCCCUCGAGGGAUUUAGUCUUGACAGCAAGCGGAGAUCAGACUGCUCACAUCUGGCAGGCUGCAGUUACAUGGGAACAUGUUAAGAAGCCAUCUUCCAUGGAUGAAGAUGAUUCAAACUGUGAUAAAGAUGAUUACGGAGCAGACGACUUUGCAGCUGAGCUGAUGGAUGGGUCGCCCUGCUUACGCACUCCGGUACGCGAACUUGUAGGACAUUCUAAUGCCGUCAUGGCUGCUGACUGGCUUCCAAAUGCUGACCAAGUUAUAACUGCCUCUUGGGAUCGUACAGCUUCUUUGUACGAUGUUGAGACAGGGGAGCUCUUGCAUUCGCUGUGUGGGCAUGAUCAAGAACUUACAUAUGCAUCUUCACAUCACUCUCAGCGUCUUGUGGUGACUUCAUCAAUUGAUACAACUUUCAGGCUGUGGGAUUUCAGAGAGCCCAUUCACUCUGUCUCUGUGUUUCAAGGCCAUACAGAGACUGUUACAUGCGCUGUUUUCACUCGUGAAGAUAAAGUUGUCUCUGGCUCAGAUGAUAGAAGUGUCAAAGUGUGGGACCUUAGAAAUAUGCGGUCACCACUUGCUACCAUUCGUUCCGACUCAUCAGCUAAUCGUAUUGCAGUAUCUCCUUCUGGAGUCAUAGGCAUACCGUACGAUAACCGACAAGUGCGCUUGUUUGACCUCAGUGGUAAUCGUUUGGCAAGAUUACCUCGAUCAAGCAGACAGGGUCAUCGUCGCAUGGUAUGCUGUGUUGCCUGGGGAGAUGACAAAGCAGAUGGCUCCACAAACUUCUAUUCGUGUGGUUUUGACAGAUUAGUAUUAGGAUGGUCAAUUCAACCCUGUAAAGAAAAUUAGGUAUAUCAUUGGUGAAAGUUAUUUCAGCAAAUAAUUGUGCUUAUUUUGUUGGGAUUAGAUUAUCAUGAAGGUUGAUAAAAUUGUUGGUUUGUCGAACUUUAUUAAAUCUAAUCUGCUUUCAGAAGAAAAAAUAUGUACUCCAGCAUAAGUGGAGAAAUUUUAAAAAUUUGGCACUAUCAGGCUUGGGGGCAUUUACAUAAGACUGAAAUUUGCAAAUACCCAAAGUUGAAUUGAAUUUUCAGGAUAAGAAUGCUCUUUAAUUUUUAUGGCCGGGAAGUCAACCAAGACCAAAUAUUCUUUUGAGACAACAUUAAUUUUGUGAGACGCUUCCUUACUUAAGUUCUUGUCUUAAUUUUUUUUUCUGCUUUAAAAUUUGCGUUUUUGCUUUAUUGCAUUGAAACAAACAAUGAUUAGAAAGAUAGUUACCAAGAUUUUAGUCUAUAGAUACAAAAAUAGAAAUGCGUGAAGCAAACCUCUGGAGUUCUUAUGUGAGGAUUUUCAGUUGGGCAAUACUGUUACCAAUUUGUUCUUUUAAUUUAUGCCUCUGUGAUCCUUGUGCUUCAAUUUGAAGAAAAAUGUUCUGUAAUGGUAUACAAAUUACAAUUAUGGUUGUAAGGUUA